Messenger RNA from Notolabrus celidotus (New Zealand spotty), 6334 nucleotides. RefSeq names its product trafficking protein particle complex 9 (gene trappc9). The transcript has 23 exons. Gene Ontology annotation, cellular component: trans-Golgi network. Bases 126 to 3575 code for a protein of 1149 amino acids. The record is from RefSeq and is a predicted model, not a curated record. Lineage: Eukaryota; Metazoa; Chordata; Actinopteri; Labriformes; Labridae.
CCUUUUGGUUUUAUUUUGAAAAUUCCUACCGGAAGCGGAAGUGUUGUUUACCUUUGCGAGGCACUGCUGAAAGAAGGAAGCUGUAAUAUUUGACAGGAUUCUGCAAAGUGAACCCACAUGUGAAGAUGAGUGUCCCAGAUUACAUGCAGUGUGCCGAGGACCACCAGACGGUACUUGUGGUGGUCCAGCCGGUUGGCAUCGUACCCGAGGACCAGUUCUUCAAGAUCUACAAACGUAUCGCCAGCGUGAGCCAGGUGAGCAUCAGAGACUCGCAGCGCCUCCUCUACAUCCGCUACCGUCACCACUACCUGCCUGAAAACAACGACUGGGGGGACUUCCAGACCCACCGCAAGGUAGUGGGCCUCAUCUCCGUCACCACCUGCGGCUCCUCCAAGGAGUGGCCCCAAACCGCCGAGCGCUUCCAUGGCCAGAAGGAGGUGUACAGCUCCACGCUGUAUGACUCGCGGUUGCUGGUGUUUGGGCUGCAGGGAGAUGUCGCAGAGCAGCAGCGCACAGAUGUGGCCUUCUAUCCCAGCUUUGAAGACUGCUCUGAUGUGGAGAAGAGAGUGGAGGACUUUGUGGAGUCCAUUUUUAUUGUUUUGGAGUCCAAACGGUUAGACCGGGCGACGGACAAGUCAGGUGACAAAAUCCCUCUGCUCUGUGUGCCCUUUGAGAAGAAGGAUUUUGUGGGUUUGGACACAGACAGCAGGCAUUAUAAAAAGCGCUGCCAGGGACGGAUGAGGAAGCAUGUUGGGGACUUGUGUCUCCAGGCUAACAUGCUCCAGGAUGCCCUGGUCCACUACCACAUGUCUGUGGAGCUGCUCAGGGGGGUCAAUGACUUCCUCUGGCUGGGUGCUGCGUUGGAGGGUCUGUGCUCAGCCUCUGUCAUAUUCCACUACCCUGGAGGGACCGCGGGGAAGACUGUGGCACGUAAGCCGAGCAUCUCUCAGCCGGCGGAUGCAGGGAAACGCCACAGACCAGGGGCUCAGGAGGUUCUCAUUGAUCCAGGUGCCCUCACGGCCAACGGCAUCAGUGCAGACACCAGCACUGAGAUUGGAAGAGCAAAGAACUGCCUGAGUCCCGAGGACAUCAUCGAGAAGUACAAAGAGGCCAUCUCGUACUACGGAAAGUAUAAGAACGCAGGCGUGAUUGAGCUGGAGGCCUGUGUGAAAGCAGUGAGGGUGCUGGCCAUUCAGAAGAGGGCACGGGAAGCCUCCGAGUUCUUGCAGAACGCUGUUUACAUCAACCUGGGGCAGCUAUCAGAGGAGGAGAAGAUUCAGCGCUACAGCAUCCUGUCGGAGCUCUACGAACUGAUCGGGUUCCAUCGCAAAUCUGCAUUUUUCAAGCGUGUGGCAGCCAUGCAGUGUGUGGCUCCAACCAUCCCCGACCCGGGCUGGAGGGCCUGUUACAAGCUGCUGCUGGAGACUUUACCUGGGUACAGCCUGUCACUGGAUCCUAAAGACUUCAGCAAAGGUACCCACCGAGGCUGGGCUGCUGUUCAGAUGCGCCUCCUGCAUGAGCUGGUGUAUGCCUCCCGCCGCAUGGGCAAUCCCGGCCUGUCUGUUCGCCACCUGUCCUUCCUGCUGCAGACGAUGCUGGACUUCCUGUCGGAUCAAGAAAAGAAAGAAGUGACACAGAGUCUGGAGAACUACACCUCCAAGUGUCCAGGUGGAAUGGAGGUCAUCACCCUGCCUGAUGGACUGAAGCUCCCUCCUGUGCCCUUUACAAAGCUCCCCAUCGUCCGAUCAGUCAAGCUCCUCAAUCUGCCAGUCAGUCUGCGUCCUCACAAAGUGAAAGGCCUGCUGGGACAGAACAUGUCCACCGCCAGCCCCUUCAUCUACUCACCGAUCAUCAUGCACAACAGAGGAGAGGAGCGCUGCAAGAAGAUCGACUUCCAAUGGGUCCAAGGAGAUGUUUGUGAAGUGCAGCUCAUGGUCUACAACCCCAUGCCUUACGAGCUUCGUGUUGAAAACAUGGGUUUGCUGACCUCUGGAGUAGAGUUUGAAUCGCUGCCUGCUGCACUGUCCUUGCCUGCUGAGUCCGGCCUGUACCCUGUCACUCUGGUUGGUGUCCCACGCACAGCUGGCAACAUCACAGUCAACGGUUACCACACGGCAGUGUUUGGUGUGACCAGUGACUGCCUGUUGGAGAGCCUGGUUGGUGUGAAGACCAGCGGCUGUUUGGUGGAAGUGAUUCCUUCACUGCCUCGUCUCCAGCUCAGCACGUCUCUACCACGGUCGGCCCACACGCUCCAGCCCAUGUCCAAAGAGGAGCUGUCCAGCACUGUGUCUGUCCAGCUGUUUAACGGAGAGACCCAGCAGCUCACCAUCACCCUGGAGAACAUCGGAUCUGAGGACAUCGAGUCUCUGGAGGUCUCCUCAAAAACUGUCACCACUAAAGAGAAAGUGUUUGGGGAGUUCCUGAGCUGGGACCUGGAGGAGGCUUUGACUCACCUGCCUCUGAAGCCCGGCCAUGCUGUGACACUGACAGUCAACAUCAAAGUCAAGCUGGAUUUCUCUGGUCAGGAGAAUCUGCUGCAGGACCUCAAUGACGACGGGAUCAGUGUGACGGGCCUGCCCAUCUCCAGUCCACUACGUCAAGUCCUCAAACCCAGGGCCGAGAACAAGACCAUGAGCAGCGAGUCGGGCAAAGCAGAGUACAGCCACGUCAAGACUUUAGAAGCGGUGAUGAACUUCAAGUACUCGGGCGGAGUAGGCAAAGUGGAAGGUUACUACAGGGAGCUGUCUCUGGGAGUCCAUGUGGAUGUGGAGCCAUCUGUUUUCUUCACCAGAGUCAGCACCCUCCCUGCAACCAGCACUCGCCAAUGUCAUCUACUGCUGGACAUUUUCAACCCAACAGAGCAUGAGCUCACUGUCAGCGCCAAGAACAACCAGGACCUGGUUCUCCAUGCCAGCGAGUGCCAGAGGAUGGCCAUCCAGGUUGACAAGUUUGACUUUGAGAGCCUGCCACAGCCCGACCAGGAGACGGCACGCUUCACGAACCCCAAACAGCUGGAGGAGGAGCGACAGCACGCCCAGGGCUGCCAGAUCAACAGCAAGCUGGGCAUCUGCUGGAGCAUCCCUUCUCUGCGGCGCACUGGAGAGGCCAGUGUGGAGGGAGUCCUCAACCAGCUGGUCCUGGAGCACCUGCAGCUUGCUCCUUUGCAGUGGGAUGUGGUGGUGAACGGGAAGCCGUGUGACUGCGACGUCAUUGCCGACUGUAAAGUGGGUGAAGCGGUGAGCCUGGAGGUGAAACUGACCAACCGGAGCAAGAACCCGGUGGGCCCGCUGGCUCUGACUGUGGUGCCGUAUCAGGACUACCAGAACGGAGUCCAGAACUACGAUUUGGAGGAUGCCGUCACGUUCAUCGGCUCCAACACUUUCUACAUUGACACGGUCAAACCUAAAGAAGACUCAGUCUGCGUCGGUGCCCUGCUCUUCCUCUACACUGGAGACUUCUACCUGAAUAUCAAGUUCCAGGAUGACAGUGCUGGACGGGAGCUUCCUUUAGCCUGGUUCACUCUGCCCAGUGUCCACGUCCAAGCCCUGGACACUCCAAUCCAAGCUGGGGCCUGAGGGCCUGCUGCCACCAUAGCUUCAGCUCUGAAUGAAGGAAGGAGAGUUUGUUGACGAUCUCUCUGUAAAGACAAACAUUUAAAUUAUAAUGUGCUUCAAGUUAAAGUUUGAUCUUCCUUUAAAAACAUUCUGUUACAGUUCUUCAGUGUGCCGGUUUGUGCAGAGACACAACCAAAGUUUGAAUUUGAGAAGAAAUGUAAAUCAUAAGUGUACAGACGAGAAUAAAGAGAGACACGAGAGGAAAUGACAUCGACUAGAGACUGUGAUCAGAUCUGUAACCAAUGAUUCACAUAGAUCUUCAUAGUUUCCUUUUACACAGUGAUCAGAAACAGACUGUCCUGUGUGCAAAUGUGUGAAAAUGAAAGAAAUGUGUCAGUCUUUUUAUGUUCUGUAUAAUCAGUCAUUUGACUUUCAUGUUGAGUUCAUCUCUGCAAAAUAAAUCUACAUUAUUGAUAAAUAACCCAGAACAAUGAUGAUAAGGAUCCAUGUGAGAAUGAAUAUAAACCAGCAUUAACCAUCUGAUGUCACAUACACCAAUCAGCCAUAACAUUAUCACUCUCAUGAGGUCAGCCCUGACCCGACAGGACAUGGACUCCUCUAGACCAGGGGUUCCCAAACUUAUCAGCCACGACCCACAAAAUAUAGGUGCCAAAGACUCAUGACCCCCACUGUCCCUCAAAGUGAUUUAAUGUGGCUUCAUUUAGCUGGUCUGCAGAAAAUGACCCUACCUAUAUGAGCAUGUGUCUGUGUUUCCUGUGCUGUUAUGAGUUAACCUGCUGCUACUGAUGCUUUUGAUAAUUAACUGUUCACUAACCCUAAACUUAGGAGUCAUCUGGAAACAAAGAAAGGCAGAAAACUCAUUACACUUUCUAUUUUCAGGGUUUUAUUUCAAGGUUAGCUACUAUUUUUUUCGAUUUUUUUCACUAUAAUGGGUUAAAGGUACUAUUUUUAGAUCACUUAUGUGUCUUGAGAACCCCCAGGGGAUCCGACCCCCGUUUUUGGAACCCCUUGCACCAAGGUCCUUCAAGUCCUGUAAGUUGUGAUUUGAAAGCCUCCAUGGAUCUCACUUGGUUGUCAAGCUCAUCCCACAGAUGCUCGAUUGGAUUGAGAUCUGAGGAAUCUUGAGAUGAAGUCAAGACUUGCAGACCACCUUCUUCAAUUCUGUGGUCCAUUUCUGAUGUUCACCUUCCCAUUGAAGGUGCUUUUGGCACAGGGGUCAGCAUGGACACCCCGACUGGUCAGCCACAUAUGCAACAACUCAAAACACAUUUAUGUCAAACCAGCAAUAACGUUUUUUUUUAGAAUUGGACCACAAGGGCCAGUCUCCACACCCCACUCACAUCAAUGCCCCUUGGCUAACAGUGACCCUGUUGCCCUUCCACUGGUUUCUCUUACUUCGAUCACGUCUGGAGGUGCAGACCAGGAACACCUUUCAAGAGCUGCAGCUUUGGAGAUACUCUCAAUCAAUCAAUCUUUAUUUAUAAAGCGCCAAAUCACAACAAAUGUUCUCCUCAGACUCUUUCCAAACAGAGCAGGUCUAGACCACUCUAUGUCCUAUUAUUAACAAAGACCCAACAUCAACACAGGAUAAGAUCCAGUCCCAUCUUACAGACAGGACUCAGUCUGAUCUCAUCUUAAUCCACCAUGAGCAGAGCACUUUGCAGCAUUUAGCAAGUUACAGUGGCAAGGACAAACUUCCUUUAACAGGCAGAAACCUCCAGCAGGACCAGACUCAUGUUAGACACACAUCUGCUGAGACCGCGUUGGAGAGAGGGAUAGAGGGAGAUGAAGAGAGAGAGAGAGAUGAUAGUGGUGAGACGGAUAGUUGUAGUUGCAGCUACCUACGAGACAAGGGAGCUCAGGGACUCCAGAAAGGCCUAUGGUUAGUAACUUUUAUGGGACAGGAAGAGUUAAAGUGAUAGGGUGUCUUUAGCAGCGUAACUAAGAGCUGGUCCAAGCCUGAUUCUCUCCCUUUAUCAGAAAGGAAAGUUUGAAGCCUACUCUUAAAAGUAGAGAGGGUGUCUGCCUCCUGGACCCUGACUGGUAGAUGAUUCCAAAGGAGAGGUGCCUGAAAACUGAAGGCCCUUAUCAAAGUCACUAACAUCCUUUAUGCUUGACCAUUUUCCCCUCUUCCAACACUUCAACUAAAAGACAAAGGUAUAAUUUACGUCUUUCACAUCAUAGUGUUAUGGCUGAUUGAUGAAAACCUCAAGUGUAGUGUCUUCCCUCUUUCUGCUCACAGUCUUAGUUCCAGAUUGGCUUGCUGGGUUGCUAAUUGCUAGCUUACAAGCUAAAUUGGCACACUUUUUGGAGUUGCUAGUGCUAGCCUGUUGCCAAACCAUCAAUACCCGUUCCAGCAAAUGGAAGCCACAUUAUGAAAAGCAAAUCCUAACAAUGUUCCCCAGCGUACGGCAUCGACUCUCUCCUGCUCUGUAUGUUUCUGAUGAGACUGAACACUUGUAUCACACGUUGUCCGUAUCUUAAGCAAACUCACUGGAAAUCAUGGUGUCAUUUAUUAUGCUGAUUAUCUUGUAAGAGCAGUAAGAGUAUCUGCACACUGACACUGGAAUAUUAUGAUGAGCCAGAACUUAAAGCCUGUUAUUUACUCAUUAAAUGUCUUUAUUUCCACUGCUGUAUGCAGAUUUUGUCUCAAGCACACUGAAUAACUGAGUCUUGUUACUGAUCACUUUGGCUGUCUUAAAGAAGCCUUUUAUUAUGUGUGACAUAUAAUUGCUGUAAAUAAAUGCCAAAGAAGGCAA